Molecule: messenger RNA, 789 nt
Organism: Rhagoletis zephyria (snowberry fruit fly)
Lineage: Eukaryota; Metazoa; Arthropoda; Insecta; Diptera; Tephritidae
Source: RefSeq, a predicted model, not a curated record
AUGAAAUUCCUCCUGCUCGCCGCCCUCGUCGCGGUCGCCUUCAGCUCGCCUAUUGGAGAGCAGUACAAUGAACAGGCGGUUAAGGACUUUUACGCCGACGGCUACAUCGUCGGCGGCACCGAGGCGGCCAACGGCGCCGCGCCGCACCAGAUCUCCCUGCAGCGAUCGUCGCACAGCUGCGGCGGCUCCAUCAUCAGCGCCAACUGGAUCGUCACCGCCGCCCACUGCAUCGACGGCGUCAGCGCCAGCUCCCUCAACAUCCGCUACAACACCCUGACGCACAACAGCGGCGGAACGAUGGUCAAGGUGAGCAAGGUGGUGAAGCACCCCAGCUACUCCAGCAGCACCAUCGACAAUGACAUCGGCCUGCUGAAGACCGCCACGGCGCUGGUGCUCGGCAGCACCAAUGCCAACACCAUCGGCCUGCCCGCCCAGGGCUCCGACCCCACCUCCGGAGAUGUGACCAUCACCGGCUGGGGCACCACCAGCUCCGGCGCCAGCUCGCUGCCAACCAAGCUGCGCACGGUGACGGUGCCGAUCGUGUCUCGGGCUGAAUGCCGCACCGCCUACGGCGCCUCCGCCAUCACCGAUAACAUGUUCUGCGCCGGAGUGCUCAAUGUCGGUGGCAAGGACGCUUGCCAAGGUGACAGCGGUGGCCCAGUUGUGGAUGCCAGCGGAACCCUCGUCGGCGCCGUUUCUUGGGGCCGCGGCUGCGCCCAGGCCAAAUACCCGGGCGUGUACACCCGAGUGGGCAACUACAUCGACUGGAUCAACAAGAACGCCGUCUAG